Messenger RNA from Strigops habroptila (Kakapo), 5751 nucleotides. It is a transcript of the gene SF3B1, whose product is annotated as splicing factor 3b subunit 1. The record is from RefSeq and is a predicted model, not a curated record. Bases 1803 to 5273 code for a protein of 1156 amino acids. Gene Ontology annotation, cellular component: U12-type spliceosomal complex; U2-type prespliceosome; U2 snRNP. Lineage: Eukaryota; Metazoa; Chordata; Aves; Psittaciformes; Psittacidae. The transcript has 26 exons. Gene Ontology annotation, molecular function: mRNA binding. Gene Ontology annotation, biological process: spliceosomal complex assembly.
GGCGUUGUUCGCUGUGGACAAAAUGGCGAAGAUCGCCAAGACCCACGAAGAUAUUGAAGCACAAAUUCGAGAAAUUCAAGGAAAAAAGCCUGCUCUUGAUGAAGCACAGGGAGUAGGCCUUGAUUCCACAGGAUAUUACGAUCAAGAAAUUUAUGGUGGCAGUGACAGCAGGUUUGCUGGAUAUGUCACUUCUAUUGCAGCAACUGAAUUGGAAGAUGAUGAUGAUGACUACCCUUCUACAAGUUUGCUUGGCCAGAAGAAGCCAGGGUACCAUGCUCCAGUGGCAUUGCUUAAUGACAUACCACAGUCUACUGAACAGUAUGAUCCUUUUGCAGAGCACCGUCCUCAAAAGAUUGCAGAUCGGGAAGAUGAGUACAAAAAGCACAGGCGGAUGAUGAUAAUUUCUCCUGAGCGUCUUGAUCCUUUUGCAGAUGGUAGAAGGACAAGAAAAUAAUGAGCCAUUGCCAUAGAAACACAAAGGGUUAAAGGUUUCUCUUUUCAUUUUGUUUUGGGUUGUGCGUUAUACUUUGAACAGCUUGUGUUUUGAGUGCUCAUAUUCUUUCAGUACCUUGAAAGUUUUCAUUCCGAUUCAGAGAUUUACAGGGUUACUGCUUUUGAAAUGCUAGUUCUCAAAAUAGAGCACCUAAUUCUUACCAUCCUAUGUAAACUUAGGUGGUAUAACUAAAAGAAACAAAAGCAAAUAUGAGACUUUGAUACUAUUAAUAGUUCAAGUCUAUUCUGAUAAUUUUAGAAUGGAAGUCAGGAAAAGGGGUAUUAGUGGGUCUUCAGGUGAUUGAGUUUCACGUGUGGCAAUGAGGUGCCUGUUGGCUUAAAAUCAGUAGCUGUUUUGCAGGUUUUACAAAUGAGAAUUUCAGCCUGCAUGAAUUAAUAGGGAUAUUAAUUAUUUUACUUGCUUAAUUGUAAUUGAUAUAAACAUGUGUUGUCAGAAUUCACAGGCCCAUACUAACUGUCCUUAAUUUCUUUCCUACAGCAGUACUGCUAUAUGCCAGUCCUGUCUGCAUUCUUAAGGGUGCAGUUCAACACAUCCUGUGUAGAUUAUGGUGAAAAAGUAUUCCAAAGGAAGGUCCUAUCAAAGCUAGUGUCAGAAUGACACAGCCAAUUGGGCAAUGAUCUUCAGCAUAGAAAUGUUUAAGAGUGUGUUAUUUUCCCUAAAUCAUAAUGCUAUACCACUUGUAUGGCAAAUCUGCACAUUUUUCUUAAACAAAAGUGUUUUCCUUGACAAGUCUUAAUUUUUAUAAAGUUGGGCUUCUUGUAAAGUAUUUAAAAGUUUACUUAACGCAAGAUACACAGCAUAAAACAACAUAUGGUGUACAAAACCCAUUACCUGUGAGUAUCAUUGUGGUGGUAUGUGUACUGUAUUGCAGUCAGCUCCCAAUCACAAUUGUCCCUUGAGAAGAGGAGCGGGGGAAAGUGUCAUCAAGCAGGUUUUUCAUGGGUUUUUUGUUUUGGGUUUUGUUUGGGUGUUUGGUUUUUUUUCAAUGAAGCCCUUUUACCAUAUGACACUAGAAGAUCUGGGAGAUGUGUCCAGAUUUGUCAAACUUAGAAAUGGGUCUUUAUGCUAAAACAUUUUAAACGUUACUUAGGUAUGCGAUAGUUAUUUGUAGUCAGAUAACAACUAGGAUUUAACAGCUUACACAAGGUAAUGUUUUGAAUAUAAAUAUCUUUCCAAAGUGUUACUAAUGGUAAAGAGAUAAUUUUCUAGGCUUCUAUUCUGCUGCUUGAAGUCAGAACUGCUGAUGGAGACAAAGGCACGAAAGUGAGGGAAGACACCAGACCCUAAAAUGAAUGCCAGAACAUACAUGGAUGUUAUGCGUGAACAGCAUUUAACAAAGGAAGAGAGGGAAAUUAGGCAACAACUAGCUGAAAAAGCUAAAGCUGGAGAGCUUAAGGUCGUCAAUGGAGCUGCAUCUCAGCCACCUUCAAAACGCAAACGGCGUUGGGAUCAGACAGCUGAUCAGACUCCUGGUGCUACGCCUAAAAAGUUAUCCAGUUGGGAUCAAGCAGAGACUCCUGGACAUACACCUUCUCUGCGAUGGGAUGAAACUCCAGGCCGUGCAAAGGGUAGCGAAACUCCUGGUGCCACCCCAGGCUCAAAAAUAUGGGAUCCGACUCCCAGUCAUACACCAGCAGGAGCUGCAACACCCGGUCGGGACACGCCUGGUCAUGCAACACCAGGCCACGGAGGGGCCACUUCCAGCGCACGUAAAAAUCGAUGGGAUGAAACACCUAAAACAGAAAGAGAUACUCCGGGACAUGGCAGUGGAUGGGCUGAGACGCCUCGUACAGAUAGAGGUGGUGAUUCCAUUGGUGAGACACCAACCCCAGGAGCAAGUAAAAGGAAGUCACGAUGGGAUGAAACACCUGCUAGCCAGAUGGGUGGCAGCACUCCUGUUCUGACACCUGGCAAAACACCCAUUGGUACCCCAGCCAUGAACAUGGCAACUCCUACACCAGGUCAUAUCAUGAGCAUGACUCCUGAACAGCUGCAGGCUUGGCGUUGGGAAAGGGAAAUUGAUGAGAGAAACAGACCACUUUCUGAUGAAGAAUUGGAUGCUAUGUUUCCAGAAGGAUAUAAGGUUCUUCCCCCACCAGCUGGUUAUGUACCUAUUCGCACCCCAGCUCGGAAGCUUACAGCAACUCCAACACCUUUGGGUGGUAUGACUGGAUUCCACAUGCAGACAGAAGACCGGACUAUGAAAAGUGUUAAUGACCAGCCAUCUGGCAAUCUCCCAUUCCUGAAACCAGAUGAUAUCCAGUACUUCGAUAAACUGCUGGUUGAUGUUGAUGAAUCAACUCUGAGUCCUGAAGAACAGAAGGAGAGAAAAAUAAUGAAAUUACUUCUGAAAAUAAAGAAUGGCACACCUCCCAUGAGAAAGGCUGCGUUGCGACAAAUUACUGAUAAAGCUCGAGAGUUUGGAGCAGGGCCGCUGUUUAAUCAGAUCCUGCCUCUGCUGAUGUCCCCAACUCUUGAAGAUCAGGAGCGUCACUUGCUUGUCAAAGUCAUCGACAGAAUUCUUUACAAACUGGAUGACUUGGUCCGACCAUAUGUACACAAGAUCCUUGUUGUCAUUGAACCACUGCUGAUUGAUGAAGACUACUAUGCUAGAGUGGAAGGCAGAGAAAUUAUUUCAAACUUGGCUAAGGCUGCUGGAUUGGCAACAAUGAUCUCCACAAUGCGACCCGAUAUUGAUAAUAUGGAUGAAUAUGUCAGAAAUACAACAGCCCGAGCCUUUGCUGUUGUUGCCUCUGCUUUGGGCAUUCCUUCUCUGUUACCAUUCUUGAAAGCUGUCUGUAAAAGCAAGAAAUCCUGGCAGGCUAGGCAUACCGGCAUCAAGAUUGUACAGCAGAUUGCUAUUCUUAUGGGUUGUGCUAUCUUGCCUCAUCUCAGGAGCUUGGUUGAAAUUAUUGAACAUGGUCUGGUGGAUGAGCAGCAGAAAGUCCGCACCAUCAGUGCUUUGGCUAUCGCUGCUUUGGCUGAGGCAGCUACUCCCUAUGGUAUCGAGUCAUUUGAUUCUGUUCUGAAGCCUUUAUGGAAGGGUAUACGUCAGCACAGAGGAAAGGGUUUGGCUGCCUUUCUGAAGGCUAUUGGUUACCUGAUUCCACUCAUGGAUGCUGAGUAUGCAAACUAUUAUACCAGAGAAGUCAUGCUAAUCCUUAUCAGAGAGUUCCAGUCUCCUGAUGAAGAGAUGAAAAAAAUUGUGUUGAAGGUGGUAAAGCAGUGUUGUGGUACGGAUGGUGUUGAAGCAAAUUACAUUAAAACAGAAAUCUUGCCACCUUUCUUCAAACACUUCUGGCAGCACAGAAUGGCAUUGGACAGAAGGAAUUACAGACAGUUGGUUGAUACAACUGUGGAGCUGGCAAACAAAGUUGGAGCAGCAGAAAUAAUUUCCAGAAUUGUGGAUGAUCUGAAAGAUGAGGCUGAGCAGUACAGAAAAAUGGUCAUGGAAACAAUUGAGAAGAUCAUGGGAAAUCUGGGGGCAGCAGACAUCGAUCAUAAGCUGGAAGAACAACUUAUUGAUGGUAUCUUGUACGCCUUUCAGGAACAGACCACAGAGGAUUCUGUGAUGCUGAAUGGCUUUGGCACAGUGGUUAAUGCUCUAGGCAAAAGAGUGAAACCCUAUUUGCCGCAAAUCUGUGGUACAGUUUUGUGGCGUUUGAACAACAAGUCAGCUAAAGUUCGGCAGCAGGCUGCUGACCUGAUCUCUCGUACCGCAGUUGUCAUGAAGACUUGUCAAGAGGAAAAACUGAUGGGACACUUGGGUGUUGUGUUGUAUGAGUACCUGGGUGAGGAAUAUCCUGAAGUACUGGGCAGCAUACUCGGAGCACUUAAAGCUAUCGUGAAUGUUAUAGGUAUGCACAAGAUGACACCACCAAUCAAAGAUCUGCUGCCACGGCUUACACCUAUUUUGAAGAACAGACAUGAGAAAGUACAGGAAAAUUGUAUUGAUCUUGUUGGGCGUAUUGCAGACAGAGGUGCAGAGUAUGUUUCUGCAAGAGAAUGGAUGAGGAUCUGCUUUGAACUGCUCGAAUUAUUAAAAGCUCACAAGAAAGCCAUCCGAAGAGCCACAGUGAACACUUUUGGUUAUAUUGCAAAAGCUAUUGGACCUCACGAUGUAUUGGCUACACUGCUAAAUAACUUGAAAGUACAGGAAAGGCAGAACAGAGUAUGUACUACAGUAGCAAUUGCUAUUGUAGCUGAAACAUGCUCACCUUUCACAGUGCUGCCCGCGCUCAUGAAUGAGUACAGAGUUCCAGAACUGAAUGUCCAGAAUGGUGUAUUAAAAUCUCUUUCCUUCCUGUUUGAAUACAUUGGAGAGAUGGGAAAAGAUUACAUUUAUGCUGUUACACCAUUGCUUGAAGAUGCUUUAAUGGACAGGGAUCUUGUACACAGACAGACCGCCAGUGCUGUGGUGCAACAUAUGUCUCUUGGUGUUUAUGGGUUCGGCUGUGAAGAUUCUCUUAACCAUUUGCUAAACUACGUAUGGCCUAACGUGUUUGAAACCUCUCCUCACGUCAUUCAGGCAGUUAUGGGGGCUCUGGAGGGCCUCAGAGUUGCCAUUGGUCCCUGCAGAAUGUUGCAGUAUUGUUUACAGGGUUUGUUUCACCCUGCCAGGAAAGUCAGAGACGUUUAUUGGAAGAUCUAUAAUUCGAUCUACAUAGGAUCACAGGAUGCUCUGAUAGCACAUUAUCCACGAAUCUAUAAUGAUGAAAAGAACACCUAUAUUCGUUAUGAACUUGAUUACAUCUUAUAAUCUUCUUGUUCAGUUGUUUGUGUUUCAUGCACAGCUGUUCUUCAAUUAAACGCUUCAGAUUUGAUGAUGUAAUAUUUUAAAGUAUUGGAGAUCAGUCUAGAGCUGGUCAGAGGCAGAGCUAGGGUUCCAGUAGCAUGAUUUUUUAAAUAUGUCCUUGUUUUUUGAUGUUAAACAGUUAAAGCCGGUAGUGACCAAGAAAAAACCAAGUGAUUAUGAUGUACUGGAGGGAUUUCAUUUUGGAUUCAUCUUUAUGAAGAUUUAGAUUUCAUUCCUUGUGUUUAAAGGGGAAGUUUAUUUGAGAAAUAAACAUUUGUGUAUAAAAAAUAAUUUGUGUGUGGUUUUUGGACAGAGGGGCUUGUAAAACGAGUCCCUUUGGAAUUAAGUAUUUGUUCAUGUAAUAAAUAGGUGGCAUCGAACAUUUUAACCCUUUUUGUCAUCCUCUAGCUUUUGAAUAAAUAAGAAAAACUUACAAACUGUA